AUGAGCUCUACGACCGGCGACUUUGAUGUAGAAAAGGACCUUCAAGCCGACAGAAGCCGGUAUUCCUCCAGAAACCGACCAAACAAUGCUCUCGACAGAACCGAGUCCAAUAUAAGCCGAGCUCUUGACGCUGAAGCGAAUAUUGACACGUCUACACCUGAAGAAGAUACCGCCCAUCAUGAGAACGGAAAGAUCAAUGAGCCUGGCCCUCCACCCAACGGGGGCUUUCACGCAUGGCUCCAGGUUCUAGGAUCUUUUUUUCUCUUCUUCAAUUGCUGGGGUACGGUCAAUACAUUCGGCGUUUUCCAAACGUACUACGAAAAUAAUCCGCUAUGGCACGAAUCACCCAGCAAUAUAUCCUGGAUCGGGUCGAUCCAAGCCUUUCUCCUCCUCCUAGUCGGCGUCAUCACCGGCCCAGCGUACGACGCCGGCUACUUUCGCGCCCUCAUCACCACAGGCGCGGUCCUCAUACCGUUCGGCUUCAUGAUGACCUCCCUCUGCAAGGAGUACUGGCAGACGAUGCUCGCGCAGGCAUUUUGCAUCGGCAUCGGCAACGGCUGCCUCUUCAUCCCGUCCGUCGCAAUCUUACCGCAAUACUUUUCCACCAAGAAGGCGCUGGCCAAUGGACUGGCCGCCUCGGGCUCGAGUUUCGGCGGUGUCAUCUACCCCAUCGUCUUCCGCCGGCUCCAGCAGCAGAUUGGGUUUGGCUGGGCCACGCGCGUGCUCGGAUUCAUCUCGUUCGUGACCGUGUGGUUCUCGGUGUUGGUCAUGAAGCCUCGCCUCAUGCCCAAACAGAAACGCCACCUGGUCGACUUGUCCGCCUUGACCGAGCUGCCGUACGUGCUCUUCUGCAUCGCCAUGUUUUUCGGCUUCCUGGGCUUCUACGGACCGAUAUACUAUGUCCAGAACUACGCUAUCCAGAAGCACAUUGUGGACGAGAACCUGGGCUUCUACCUCCUCCCCAUCCUCAACGCCGCAAGCAUCCCAGGCCGGAUCCUCCCGAAUUUCCUUGCCGACCACGUGGGCCCGCUGAACGUGCUCAUACCCUGCUCGAUGAUGACGGGUAUCCUGGCCCUGAUAUGGAUCGGCAUCCAUAACCUCGGCGGCAUCAUUGUCUUUGCGAUCCUGUACGGCUUCUUCUCGGGCGGCUUUGUGUCCAUGCCCCCCGUGGCCAUCGUGGCUUUGACCAAGGACAUGCGUAAGCUCGGCACGAGGAUGGGUCAGUGUUUCUUCAUCAGUGCAUUCGGUUUGCUCGUCGGCACCCCCGUGUCCGGCGCCAUCCUGGGCGAUGGGGACAACUGGCUGGGCGUUCAGCUGUUCAGUGGUGUCGGAAUUGUUGUGACGGCGCUGUUGCUGCUGUGGGCUAGGGUUUCCGCCGCUGGGUGGAACUUGAUGAGGAGGGCGUGA
Molecule: messenger RNA, 1407 nt
Organism: Exophiala spinifera
Lineage: Eukaryota; Fungi; Ascomycota; Eurotiomycetes; Chaetothyriales; Herpotrichiellaceae
Exons: 2
Coding region: 1-1407 (468 amino acids)
Biological process (GO): transmembrane transport
Cellular component (GO): fungal-type vacuole membrane
Molecular function (GO): transmembrane transporter activity
Source: RefSeq, a predicted model, not a curated record